This is a messenger RNA of Limulus polyphemus (Atlantic horseshoe crab), 5502 nucleotides long. RefSeq lists its product as uncharacterized. The record is from RefSeq and is a predicted model, not a curated record. The transcript is spliced from 8 exons. Bases 280 to 3783 code for a protein of 1167 amino acids. NCBI's taxonomy places the organism in Eukaryota, Metazoa, Arthropoda, Merostomata, Xiphosura, Limulidae.
AAAGUAUAGUAAAAUAAAUUACUAAAUUUGUAUAAAGUUAUAAACUUAUGUCAAUAGCCCCCCUUUUUUUCAUAAACAAGUACUAUGAGUAUGAGUGUCAUUUAACGAAUAUGUAUAUAGCCAGGAAAAAAUAUGCAGAUCGAUUAGAUUAUUAAAUCACAACAGCUGUAAUUUAUUUUGUUUAUCUUUGCUCAAAGAAGAAAAAAUAGUGAGUAGAUAUUAUCAUAUAACGUACAAGAACAUUGUAACUAUUUGGAGAAUUCUCUAAGAAACUUGAAGAUGAAUGAUGAAAGUGAUAGAGAUGAGAAAGAUAUGAGCCUCAGUAACUCUUAUGAACUCUCUUGGAAUAUCAUGAAACAUUCACCACAACUAUCAAUCAAGACACUUCCAGAACAGUCAUGGAAUUCUUUAGCAUUAGAAAACAGCUCUUCCACUGACAAAGUUAAUAUUGUGCAUAAGUUUCCUGAUAAUAAAAAUGUCAGUACAUUAACAGUUGCUGAACAACUGUGUCUAGACACAGGAGACAGUGAACAAAUGAGCCAAUCAGAGAAAUUACAUAUGCAUAGAAGAAAUGAAAUGAUGGAAAAAAAGUAUCAUAACUUUUCAGAUCAUGAGGAAGGAAGUAGUACAUCCAAAUGUAAUGAAAGUUUAAGAACAGACCCUUGUAUCUUUGGUUGUUCAAGUGCUAGUGGGAACUGUCUUUUAGAUGGAGUGAACACCUAUAGCAGUAAUGAAAGCCUUUCAAAUAAUCCUAAUGACAAAAUUGAUAAAAAUAUUUCUUAUGUCAAAGAUGAUGUUGACAAAUACAGCAGUGAUGACGACCUUUCUGAAAAUCCUGAUGAUAAAUGUCAUGAAAGUUCUUUACCUAUCACAAAUAAAAUCCGUACAGUUUUAACCCUACCAGCUUCAGAAAAGUUAGGAAGAGACAAGGUGGAGACUUUUGUUAAUCCUGAAAUCAAAGUUAAAAGAGAUGUUACAAGUUAUUCUAACCAUAAGAAACCAGACAGUGACACACACCUAGAACCUGCUCCAACCCUUACAGAAAUAAAAACUCCAGAUUCUGUGUGGUCACAGCUAUGGUGUAAUGUUUUAGGUCAGUCACAAAACUCUGUUCAUAAGGAAGGUGUUUCAGAGACCAUUUUGAAUGACAUAAAUCAGCACAAUAAACAGGGAGUGGAAGAGGUAGUGAGAGUAAUGAUGAAACUUAUUUCUGAACAUGUGGAUGACAAGGAAUUUUACUCUCUCAGUCCUGCCUGUGCUUUGUUGAAACUUCAGAACUGUCUUGAUAGAUACAAAGGUACUCUAAAGAACCUAUCUGAGAGAAAUGAUGAGCUAGGUAAAGAGCUGAAGGAAAUAAAAACAACUGGACAUGCAAAGUAUCAAAUUCUUGUUCAAGAGCACAAAGACAGGUUGGUCCGUAUCAUAAGUGAUCAGGAGAAACAGCUGACUGCUGCAGUGGAACGAGCGGUCAAUGCAAGGAAGCAGGCUUCAAGUUUACAGACACAACUGUACUUUGCACAGAGGAAGAUACAAGAUUUAGAGACAUCAACAGAACGAUUUCUGGCACUGAAAACAACAGAAACGAAAGGUAGAAUGAGCAAACUGCAGGAAAGUAAACAACAUAUGGAAACAAUGUUACAAAAACUGACAGACAAGUUGUUAGAAAAAGACAAGGAGAUUGCCAACCUUCAGACUACCAACUUUAGUCUGUCAUCAAAAAGAGAGUUUGAUUCUUUUGUCGAAAAGAGUUACAUGGAACAGUUAGAAGAAAUGUUAGCAGACAAAAAAGCUGAGGUUGCAGCUAUAAAAAGAACUCUUCAGGAGGAGCAUCAACGAAACCAGUAUUUAUGGAAACAAACCAAGUAUCAGGAGCAAGACAUAGCAACUUUAAAGUCUCGCUUAGAAGCCUGUCAAAGAGAACUACUAUAUAGGGAUCGUCUACUAGUCAUACUUAAGAGAGAGUUUCUAGAUACCUGCUCCGGUGCUGUAGCAGAGUUUUUCCAGAAUCAUCUGAAAGAACUGCAUCAACCCAAGCUUUCUGGAGCUGCUCUGUCAUAUCAAGUAUUGAAUGAAGAGUCAGGAGAUACUCUUCUGUUUUCUUGUAAUCCUGAAGAUAUUGAAUCUACCCAAAGAAGCACAAGAAAACAGAAAAUUGAAAAAAAAACUCAGACUUCUGAACCUGAAAGACAAGGAAAAUUGGAGAUUAAUUCUUACCCUAGUCAGGAUUUUGACUGUGAGGAGAUUAUGAAGAAAACAAACUCAGUUUCUUCAAUUUCAGAAAGUGAGAAUGACGAAAAGACAUCGGAAACAUGUUCAGUAAAUCAGUCUGUGCCUGUUAGAUUUGGAAAUAAUCAACACUCUGCUAUUAAGCAUUUAUGCAGUGUAACAGCAAAUGAAAGUGAUCCAAGUUUUAAAAAUCAUUCAGAAAGUGGUUCUCAUCUUAUCUACGGUAAUAGUAAAUGUUUUGACUUCUUUGAAAAAAAUAACAGGUUAGUAGGUAAUUUAGGUAAAAAGAAUGCUGUUUCUGUAGAAUUUGAUGAUACAAGCUUUCCAUCCAAUAGCUUUGGUUUAUCUGCUGAAACAGGUUUUAUCACAAACAGUUUGGCACAUCGUGAUGGAACUGAACAAAAAAUCCAUGAUUCGUUAUCACCACAGUUGUCCCCAAUACAAUCAUAUAGUAAUAAGUCUAAAAACAAAACAUUGGGUGUUUGUGACAAAAUCCAUGAUCCAUUAUUACCACAGUUAUCACUGGUGGAGUCUUCUAGUAAUAAGACUGACAAGAAAACAGUUGGUGUUUGUGACAAAAUCCAUGAUCCAUUAUUACCACAGUUAUCACUGGUGGAGUCUUCUAGUAAUAAGACUGACAAGAAAACAGUUGGUGUUUGUGAAAAUAUCCAUGAUCCAUUAUUACCACAGUUAUCCCCGAUAGAGUUGUCUCGUAGACAAACUGAAAACACAUUUGAAGAUGUUCAUGAUAAUAUCAAGGAUUCAACAAUGUAUCAUUCUUGUAGCCAGUUAGAAACAACUAGUUUUUUGAGUGAUGAAAGUGCAGCUAUGGAAAAUGUUUCUGAUAAAAUCCGUCAUUCAUCAUCAUCACCACCUUUAUCACCAGGUCAUCUCGUUGAAGAAAUGAGUCAAAGUAUUAAAAACCCUGGCUAUCCUUGUGAUAUUAGUCAAGCAUCAUCCUUAGUCUUUUCACCAGGAAAUGAUAAUAGAUCUUCCUCUGGUAGCCAAACAGAAAACAAUAACAAGACAACUGCUAGCUAUUGCUAUGGUAAACAAACUCAGUCAUUCCUCACAGAUGGACAAAGUGAAUCAUGUCCAUGUUCGUAUGGCCUACUACACAGAGUCCACCAAUAUCCAGAUCAUUCCUUAGAUGUGCAACCUUCAGGAAGUGCUACAAAUGAUGCAGAAACAAAACUUAAUUUUGGAUCAGAGUCUCUCACUACCAUUUCAUGGAAAACUACUAGACCUUUAAAAAAAUCUGCUAGUCUUUCUAACUUGAGAGCAUCCACUAGUCAGUCGUUAAAUAAAGGCAGCAUGGAUCAACCUGACAGUCCUGUUCAGCCAUUAGAUAAAGACAGCAUGGACCAACCUGACAGUCCUGUUCAGCCAUUAGAUAAAGACAGCAUGGGCCAGCCUGUUAGUCCUGUUCAGCUAAAUGUAAAGGUGGACUCUCAGGGUGAAACAUUUGUGGAACACUCAAGGUUUGAUAAUCUGCCAUCUAUUGAAUGUAACAUUUCUAUAGGUUUUGGUGCACAGAACAAAUGCCAUAGAAAGUAACCUAAAAAUUAUUUGAUAUGUUGCCAGUUUAUUUUAAUCUGCUGUAUUUUUGGCAUUAACAUCAAAUUUUAUAUUUCAUUUAUAUUUUAUCAUAAAAUCAUUUGUUUCUUUAACUUUUUUUUGUGGUCAUUUGAGAUCUUAGUUUAAUUUACUAACAUGCAAAUUAGAGGUCUCAUGGAUAUAAUAGAUUCUGGUAAUGAAUAAAAUACAGCCACUUUAGUCUGUCAGGUUUCACAUCUUACAUACAGUGUUCCUAUUAUUGGAUAUUAUACAUGCUUAAUGAUUCUGUUCUUGCCUCAGGCUUGUGUAUUACUUAUGGUAUGUGGAUCAGCUGCUUGUAGACUGUCAAAACCUUUUUUUUUCCAAGUGUAGGCCUUGAGCAGUAAUACUGAUUUAACUGAAAUACUGUUUUAUAUCUUUUAUCGACAUUUCAGCUAUUAAUCAGAAUUUCUUGCUAGCAGAGAAAUCUUUAUUUGGCAGAGCCCAAAUAUGGUAGAAUAUUUGUAGGAACUGAAAUCAGAAAUUAUGCAAUGCCCAGAUGACACACAAAAAUUUAAAUUCAUAAGAAAGGGAGUAGUUAUCAGGUACUACCCUAAUUAGAGAGAUGAGUGAGAGAUUGAUUGUUAGGUAUUGACUAAUUAGAGAGAGAGACUUGUUUGGUGGUAAAUACCUUAAUCAGAGAGACUGCCUAUCAGAUAGUACCCUAGUUAGAGAGAAACUUGUUGUUUGAUGGUAAAUACCCUAAUUAGAGAGAAACUGGUUGUCAGAUAGUACCAUAAUUAGAUAAAAGUUUGUUGUCAGGUGUCACCUGAAUUACAGAUAGACUGGUUGUCAGAUAUUACCCUAAUUAAAUACAGCUUGGUUAUCAGGUCUUAUCUAAAUUAGAGACUGAUAUUAAUUUGAUAACAGAGAAAGUGAUUAUCAGGUCUUAUCCUGAUGAGAUACUGGUUAUCAAGCCUUGCAUCUGAUAAGAGAGAGGGACUGGUUAUCUGGCCUUAUUCUGAUAAUAGAGGAACUAGUUGUCAGGUAUUAUCUUAAGUAGAGAGAGACAGGCCAUAAACUGAUAAGAGAGGGCUGGUUGUAAGGUGUUAUUCUGGUGAAAGAGGAACUAUUUAUCAGGUCUUAUUCUCUAGUAAGAGAGAAACUGAUUGUCAAGUUUUUUCCCAAUUAAAGAGAGAGUGGUCAUAUUGGGUUUUAUUCUGAGGAUGGAUAGUCUGGUUAUCAGAUCUUGCCUGUAAAAUAAAAACUGGUUACUUGGUCUUAUCUUAUCUUCCAAUUUUUAACUUAUUGAAAGUAGUUGUUGGGUUUUAUUCAUGAGGAUGGUUAUCAGGUAUUAUUAUUAUGUAAGAGUGAAACUGGUUACUACUAGGUCUUAUGUUAAUAAGAAAAAGACUGAAAUCCAGGUUUUACCUUAUUGAAAGUGUAACAGGUACCUUUUUAAUUGUUGGAUUCAACUUACACAUGCUAAAAAUAUAUUUAUUUAAUACCAGGAAUUAUUGUACAGUUGUGGAAAUGCUCACAAGCCACCAACUCAAGGAAGUUUACAUAAAGAAUGAAGAGAGCACCUCAGAGAUUAGGUAAUACAGAAAUAUAUAUUAAACAAUUCAGAACUAUACAUCAAAUUCAUUCAACUCAACAUUCAAGUAUUGUUUUAACUCUUUCAGCAUGGGCUCAGUCCUUGUGACCAACCUCGUAACUAUUUUGUGCUUGUUAUAGUUU